CAGGAUUUGUGACGUGGUUUACAGUACUGGGGCAGUCUGUAAAGAAAGGCAGACACCGAAAGCAAUCAAGGAGAUCCUGCUGCUAGUUUCGCCACAGCUCCGUGUUCGUGGACGACGUCUGGCUUCUGCCCACAGAGAAAGUGUGGUCGUAUGAAUGUGUCCUUGUUUUUACGUACGUGAGGUAGACAGGACGUCUCAUCCCUCUAGAGAUUCAGUUGUGAAUGGACGUCAGGGCUGUCCACCUCCUGAAUGAAUGAUCAGUUGGCUGGUUUUAAGGAUACCUCAUGGAAACUUUUGUAUUCAGUGACACGUCGGUUUUUACUGUGAAUGCUCUCUGGACUAUUUAAUUUGACGCGUUUCCUCUGUUUUGGAUUGACCUUUUUAUAAUUUAACCGUAUGUAUUGCUGAUCUGGUCGCUAUUUGACAGCUGAAACAUGACGCUUUAUGUAGAAGGUCUGAGUAAAGGAGAGGCCAGAGGUGGGAUGGCUGAGUUCCAGGAAAUGAUGCGGCAGCAGCUGGAGAGCUCCAUGCACACCGAACUGGAGAAACUGCUGGACACAACCACAGGCGCAGAGAGAGAGGUGUCCAGGAAAGACUUUGAGGGCUUCAAGAAUCUUUUCCACAGAUUUCUGCAGGUGAAGGGGCCAUCGGUAGAAUGGAUAAAGAUCCAGAGACCACCAGAAGACUCGAUCCAGCCCUACGAUAAGAUCGCUGCUCGAGGCCUGCCAGACAACGUUGCUAACAGCCUGAACAAAUUGGUGGUGGUGAAGCUGAAUGGAGGCCUGGGCACCAGCAUGGGGUGUAAGGGCCCCAAGAGCCUGAUCAGUGUCCGCAACGAGAACACCUUCCUGGACCUCACUGUGCAGCAGAUAGAGCACCUGAACAAGACCUACAACACUGACGUGCCCCUGGUCCUCAUGAACUCCUUCAACACAGAUGAGGACACGAAGAAGAUCCUGCAGAAGUACACACACCACCGUGUCAAGAUACACACCUUUAACCAGAGCAGGUAUCCUCGCAUCAACAAAGAGUCCCUCCUCCCCGUGUCCACAAACUUGAGAAUGAAUGGGCAGAGCUCAGAAGGCUGGUACCCUCCAGGGCACGGCGACAUUUACGCCAGCUUCUACAACUCGGGCCUGCUGGACCAGCUGAUUGCGCAGGGCAAAGAGUACAUCUUUGUGUCCAACAUCGACAACCUGGGAGCCACCGUCGACCUCCACAUCCUGGACCACCUGGUCAGCCAGCCCAACGGCAAGCGCUGCGAGUUCAUCAUGGAGGUGACGGAUAAGACGCGCGCUGACGUCAAGGGUGGCACGCUGAUCGAGUAUGAAGGAAAACUGCGCCUGCUGGAGAUCGCCCAGGUCCCCAAGGCCCAUGUGGAUGAAUUUAAAUCAGUUUCCAAGUUCAAGAUCUUCAACACCAACAACCUGUGGCUGUCUCUAGCUGCUAUCAAGAGGCUGCAGGAACAGAAAGCAAUGGACUUGGAGAUUAUAGUCAACCCCAAGACCCUUGACGGCGGGCUGAACGUCGUGCAGCUGGAGACGGCGGUUGGCGCCGCCAUCAAAUGCUUUGAAAACGCCCUGGGCAUCAACGUACCUCGCAGCCGCUUCCUGCCCGUCAAGACCACAUCGGACCUGCUGCUGGUCAUGUCCAACUUGUACAGCCUGGAGGCGGGCUCUCUCAUCAUGAGCCCCAAGAGAGAGUUCCCAACAACGCCACAUGUCAAACUGGGCAGCUCCUUCACCAAGGUUCAGGAGUACGCAUCCCGCUUCGAGAGCAUCCCUGACAUGCUGGAGCUCGACCACCUGACGGUGUCUGGAGACGUCACCUUUGGGAAAAAUGUUUCUCUCAAGGGCACCGUCAUCAUCAUCGCCAACCACGGAGAUCGGAUUGAUAUUCCAGCCGGCUCCAUGCUGGAAAACAAAAUUGUAUCUGGAAACCUCCGCAUCAUGGACCACUAAUGCCACCCCCCCCACACACACACACACACACACACACACACACACACACACACACACACUCGUCAUGUGACCCAGUUGGCUUUCUCCCAGUCAUGUGACCCAUUUGUCAAGUUUAUCCGACACCAACAGAUUGUGGGAGGAAGUGUUUCUCCCUGAAGGCUGUGUGUGAUUUCAUGUGCAGUCUCAACAUUAGGAAGUAGUUUACAUAGCUGGUGGUGGUUUGUAGCUGGGACGUACUGCCCUCUACAGAACGUUUAUUAUAUGACAUAAUAAGCUACUUAUAACAAUAACAAUGACCUAUAACCAUGAUAGAGAGACAAACAACAGAUUUUAUUUUCCAUCCUCCUUUAACUGUAGCGAAUUGUACUGUUUUUUUGGGGGGG
Molecule: messenger RNA, 2344 nt
Organism: Micropterus dolomieu (smallmouth bass)
Lineage: Eukaryota; Metazoa; Chordata; Actinopteri; Centrarchiformes; Centrarchidae
Gene: ugp2b
Product: UDP-glucose pyrophosphorylase 2b
Exons: 10
Coding region: 435-1961 (508 amino acids)
Biological process (GO): glycogen metabolic process; UDP-alpha-D-glucose metabolic process
Cellular component (GO): cytoplasm
Molecular function (GO): UTP:glucose-1-phosphate uridylyltransferase activity
Source: RefSeq, a predicted model, not a curated record